AUGCAUACGCCUGCCGUAGUGGCCCAGAAACGUGUAUUUCCGCUUGUUCCCACCGCAUCGUCACGCAGUUGCCAAAUCCCUUUUCUUCUACUCACCGGCUCCUCACGCCGGGACGGCAAUGGCCGUGAGUUGGACGGACAGGCGGAACGGCACACAGACGUCGGAGAGACACGAGGACAAACUGUGUGCGUAUGUUUGCUGAUGCUUGAACUUCUUCCCCUACAGGUUCUUCUUCUCUCUGUCCUUUCUUUGCAAUAUCACCCUAUCGGCUCAUAA
Molecule: messenger RNA, 276 nt
Organism: Protopolystoma xenopodis
Lineage: Eukaryota; Metazoa; Platyhelminthes; Monogenea; Polystomatidea; Polystomatidae
Source: the annotation of a GenBank genome assembly